Messenger RNA from Heterobilharzia americana, 221 nucleotides. The record is from the annotation of a GenBank genome assembly. Lineage: Eukaryota; Metazoa; Platyhelminthes; Trematoda; Strigeidida; Schistosomatidae.
CACACUCCGACGAAAUAUAUCCUAACGCCCACCACCGUUCAAGCAACAUAUGUCAGAACGAAACUUACAGAACAUUUCAUACUGAAUCAAACAAAUUUGUUGGUCAACAGCGGACACACCAAAUAUACACUGAUCGAAUUAAAAGUACGAUGAAGAUGGAACAGUAUGUAGCAUUAAUUGAUCAAGCUUAUCUUCGAACACAAGCGGUCAGAAACAAAUAA